GCAGUGGGAACUGCUGAAAAAUCCCUGACGGAACGACUCCAUAGCGGACUGCCUUUCCAAGUUCCAACACCGACAUGGCCUAGGUAGUUUGAUGAUGAGCUAGCUAGCUUGGAUCCUCCUAAUUGACGUCUUAUGUUAUUUUAUUCUUUUCUCGUAUUUGCUAGGUAUUGGUCUUUGAUCUACCCGUCUACGUAGUUGUGUGCGGUGGUCAGAGUGGUUGGAGAGCUCCAGGCAGUCAAGUCCGGUCAGAUGUUCCGUCAGAUAGCGCCCCUGCUUCGUCAUGGUCUGGUUCGAUCUUAUUCACCUCCAUGAAUCGACUCGCCUGCUGUUCAGUUCGCACAUCCUGCUGAAUAUCAGCUGGAUAUGCAAGCCCCAAUGGAUAUUGAGAUGGAUACUGGGAAAUCGCCGGCGUCGGUCCAGAGCGGUACUAGGAGUCCCGCUUAUAGCUUCGUAGCGCCAUCCCGGAGUGUGAAACGACCACGUCCCGUCAAGAGCUGCUUGGUGUGUCGCAAAAGGAAGUUGAGAUGUGACCGAGCCUCGCCGUGUUCUCAGUGCCAGAAGACGCAGCGCAUAUGUCGGUAUGCGGCCGAAGGUGAAGUAGUAAGCUUAAGUGAUGGUUCGGAUGGCGAGGCGCCCGAGAGGAAUACCAAGCGGAACCGCCCCGCAGCAAGUCAGGACCCCGGCCAGCGCGAUACUAGCUACGAAGCUGUACUCGAGGAUCACGCAGUAAGGCUUGAGCGUCUGGAGGGGCGAUUGCUUUCGAGAACUUCGUCUCUUGCCGAGUCUAGUAGCAUCCCGGCCCAACGCCCCGCGGCGUCGUCUCUUACGAUUCGUGGCCUGACGGUGAAAGGAGGUCUACGAACGCGGUUCUUUGGCCAAAGCAGCACACGGGUUCUUGUCAACCUGUUUGACGAAGCAAAGGACUUCAUGUUUAGCAGGAAUAAAUCUAGCGACAUUAAGGAAUUGUUUCUAAACAUCCAGAAAAUCCACAAGACUCUUCAGGACGAACAUCGAAAAGUUACCGCCCCCAUUACUGUGUUCGUAGACUCGAUGACGCCGAUCCAGAAGCGAAUGGCAGAUGUCUUACCAAGUAGAACGGUCUGCGACACUCUACUCGGCAUCUACUUGAAAGGAUCCGAGAACAUCUAUCGUGUUCUACAUAUUCCCUCUUUUAUGAGACAGUAUAACGAGUACUGGGAGGGUAAAUCUCAACACGAAGCUUUUCUGCCGCAGCUGCUUUCGAUCCUAUGUGUGGGAUAUCGGUAUCUCGGGGUUGGCAAAGGACAGUACCAUGAUCGAGAAGGAAUACACAUUCCGACGGCUAGUUGUCUUGUAAGAGCUUGGCUUGACGGUCUUCGGGGGAAACAAUUAGUUGAAUUCACUACUCUCCAAGCCGAGAUACUCCAACUCAUGGCUCAGAGGAUGAUUAAUCCACAAAACCAGGAAUCUUGGACGCAUCUUGGCCUCAUCGUGCGGAUGGCGAUGACCAUGGGCUUUCAUCGAGAUCCGUCAGAAUUCUCGCAGAAUAUAUCGCCUUUCUGGGCUGAGCAGAGGAGAAAGUUGUGGUACACGAUACUCGAGCUUGACGUGCAUAUGUCUAUGCAGUGUAAUCUUCCUUGCUGUAUACGAGAAACCGAUUUUACCUGCCAACCGCCUAGAAACCUCAAUGAUGAAGAUAUCCAUCCCGAUAUAGAACAGCUCCCUCCCCCGAAGCCGAUCGACCAAGAUACCGAUUCACGUGUCCAGGCGUUCGCUGCCAACACUCUGCCUAUGCGGUUUAGGGUUGUCGAUUUAAUCAAUCGUACCGACAGUCUUCAGGACUAUCAGCAGGUCUUGGAUCUCGGCAACGAACUCGAACGAGUUUUCGAGGACGUGAGAUAUAUGGUCCCAACGACGCACUCGAACGAUAUGUCAGAGGUUCGGCGACGAUGGAUGACACGAGUCGUCUUAGAUAUGCAUUGUCGUCGGCCCCUAUUAGCGUUAUACCGACCCUUCGCAUUAGGAAGCACGGAUGUCCCGCAGCAGAUCGUGACAGGAUAUCUAAGAUCGUCGAUUAUAUUACUUUCGUACUUGGAUGAAUUGGAUCCUGCUUCCCCUGAUUACAACCGUAUUUGGCACCUGCACCAACUCGUACUCAAACAAGAGAUUCUCCAGGCAGCUUUUAGCAUAUGCUAUUAUAUCAAACAAGCUACUAGCAGCUCGGCAUCGCCGGCGCCGUCGGAUCUGGAUUCGAAUACCAAAACAGAGUCCAUCGAGGAAGCGUACGCCAUUGCCUCGGAGAGUUCGGUCUUGCUGUCUCUCCCGCGGCUCAAAAGCGCCGUGCAAACCGUGUUAGAUGCGCAAAUCAAAAGAAUACGAGAGAUCGGGACGGACUUGAGGGAUAUAAUCGCACUUACCGUUGUGUUCAACACCUGUCAGGGCGGAACUCCAGAACAGAAGCGAGAGGCUAUCACAAACGGCUUGCAGGCAAUCCUUGACGCAGGCCUACAAGCGAUACACGCGAACCAGGAAAAUAUUGCUUCGAUGCCGAUUAUGCCGCCGACGGUACCGAUGCAAAUGAAUGGAAUGCAGACAGACUCGGGCUUCAUGAGCAACAUGCAGCCUUUUAUAACGGCGCCGGAUGCCCUUAAUUAUUUGUUACCGGACGACUUUGCCGCGAUGUGGGAUACGGAAUUCUGGACUCCUAUACUUCAACCUGGGCCGUCUUGAAAAGCUCGCUUUAUAAUUGUAUGGCUGAAUUAACCCGAUUUUUUUUUAGAGCUGUCUGCCAUCGAGAUGUUACGAUGAAUGCGCUAGGGGUGCUAGCUGAUGCAAAUUCGUUGAAAACCUCAUCGGAGCUCUUACGGCUGAGCUUCGAACCGCGAAGCCUAUUGCUUGAAACCAUUUUGAUAUGAGAACCACUGUACGACUAGCAGCGUGAACUAAUAGUCUUGUCGAGGGCGAGGAUACCGACUGGCGCAAAAGACGAAGCCAACAUCUUGGCGCGUUUUCUAACCACAGCUGACGUCUGACCUCGUGUUCACGUUUUAACGAAAACAUAUAUAAGCCCCGGUCGAAAGAAGCCGGCAUAUAUCUAAUUAAAUUUAUAAUGACUACCUCUUUUUAGCGUUUUUUUUUAGCAGAUGACCGUGAUGAUAGGUUGAUAACUGCAGUAGAUACUGCCUUUGAGCAAGGACGGGAGUUAGCGAGACGAAUAUACGAGAAAUAUAAGGAGCGAACCGAGUGUGUGACAAAUGGAGCAAGGAAAAGAAUAUUGUCAUAUAAUAUAUGAAAAGAAUAGUUAAUAAAAAAUUGUAUUACCGAUUUCAAA
This is a messenger RNA of Daldinia vernicosa, 3310 nucleotides long. Its product is annotated as fungal-specific transcription factor domain-containing protein. Gene Ontology annotation, biological process: DNA-templated transcription; regulation of transcription by RNA polymerase II. The transcript has 4 exons. The record is from RefSeq and is a predicted model, not a curated record. Gene Ontology annotation, molecular function: RNA polymerase II cis-regulatory region sequence-specific DNA binding; DNA-binding transcription activator activity, RNA polymerase II-specific; zinc ion binding. The coding region runs from base 364 to 2709 and encodes 781 amino acids. Lineage: Eukaryota; Fungi; Ascomycota; Sordariomycetes; Xylariales; Hypoxylaceae. Gene Ontology annotation, cellular component: nucleus.